Messenger RNA from Mugil cephalus (flathead mullet), 3403 nucleotides. RefSeq names its product regulation of nuclear pre-mRNA domain containing 1B (gene rprd1b). The transcript has 7 exons. Gene Ontology annotation, molecular function: RNA polymerase II complex binding. The record is from RefSeq and is a predicted model, not a curated record. Gene Ontology annotation, cellular component: RNA polymerase II, holoenzyme. Bases 529 to 1515 code for a protein of 328 amino acids. Gene Ontology annotation, biological process: mRNA 3'-end processing. NCBI's taxonomy places the organism in Eukaryota, Metazoa, Chordata, Actinopteri, Mugiliformes, Mugilidae.
GCUGCCAUUUUUUCGAUUAGACCUUUUUGACGAGUUGUAGGCGACCGAGGCUACAUUGUGAGUUCCCCCGUUAGUUUGUUGCAGUUUAGUUUCCACGCUUGGCCAGCUGAGACAUAUUUAAAAGCAACAUUACAGCAGGUUGGUUUAUUUGAAACCUUUUAGAGGCGCAGAGAGCCGCACUGCUCUGCAGAUGGCUGCUUAGCUCCGCUGGCUAACAUUAGCUGGUGCUGUAAACAAACACCACAGAGAGUAAAGAAACAGCUGCCGAUAAAGGAGCCAUCAUCCUGCAGGUUGGUUCAACUAAUACACUGAAUAAUUCGCGUGGUUGAGAGCUGGUUUAACCUUGGGAUCGUGGUGUUCAGUGUAGCUGGUUGCUGGAGGUGGUUUUGAUGCUGCAUGUGUGGAAGUUAGCAACGCGGCUCCAGUUUUGAUGACAGAGCGAGUUUCUCCAAAACAGCUCGGAGCUCAGUCGCUUUAGAGCGGGUCGGAGUCAGUCCGGUCACACGGGGUAAACGCACCCACACCGGCAUGUCGUCCUUCUCUGAGUCGGCCCUGGAGAAGAAGCUGUCGGAGCUGAGCAGCUCGCAGCAGAGCGUCCAGACUCUGUCUCUGUGGAUCAUCCACCACCGCAAACACUCCGGCCUCAUCGUCAAAGUGUGGCACAGAGAGCUGAAGAAAGCUAAAAGCGGCAGAAAGCUGACAUUCCUGUACCUGGCCAACGAUGUCAUCCAGAACAGCAAGAAGAAAGGACCAGAGUUCACCAAAGACUUUGAGACGGUGCUCGUCGACGCCUGCUCACAUGUUGCCAGGGAAGCUGACGAGAACUGUAAAAAGCACAUGGAGAGGCUGCUGAACAUCUGGAAGGAGAGGAGCCUCUACAGAGCUGACUUCAUUCAGCAGCUCAAACUGGCCAUAGAAGACUCCAACAGCCCCAGACCUUCAGAGGAGAAGAAGCCUGUGAAAAGAAGCUAUCAGAAGAUCCAAGAAGAGGAAGAGGACGAGGAUGACGACUAUAGAAGCCAUAACUCUCCCCGCAACUCGGACGCUUCUGCAGCUCAGCUGACGGAGGAGCUGGUGAAAGCCCUGCAGGACCUGGAGAAUGCUGCAUCGGGUGACGCAGCAGUCCGUCAGAAGAUCGCAUCCCUGCCGCAGGAGGUCCAGGAUGUUUCUCUGCUGGAGAAGAUCACUGACAAGGAGGCAGCAGACAAGCUGUCAAAGACGGUGGAUGAAGCCUGUUUGCUCCUGGCCGAGUACAACGGCCGACUGGCUGCAGAGCUGGAGGACCGGAGGCAGCUGGCUCGUAUGCUGACUGAGUACAUAGGCAGCCAGAAGGAGGCGCUAGUUGAGAGAGAGAAGAAACUCGAGGAGUAUAAGCAGAAACUGGCGAGGGUGACUCAGGUGAGGAAAGAGCUCAAGUCCCACAUCCAGAGCCUCCCUGACCUCUCCCUCCUGCCCAACGUGACCGGGGGUCUGGCCCCUCUCCCUUCAGCCGGAGACCUCUUCUCCACCGACUGAGAGAGCUUUGAUCAGAUGAACUAACCCACCCACCCCCUGGCCCUCUCCCAACCUCAGCCAUAUGUUUGAUUACUCUCAGCUGCAUCUCCAGCCAAGAGGACACGUGUGGUCAGACCUCCCCCAGAAGAGUAGCCAGCCCACCUGCUAACUGGAACCUGCAGGGUGGAAAGGAGGGAACGAACAUUAGAAGCAAGAUUUGGUCAGUGUCCGCAGAGAACAGAGACUCUGUCAGCCUGGAUCUUUUCUUCACGUAUUUUGCUCAAUUGUCAAGGAUUCCACUUCACCAGCUUGGAACACGUUUGUUUCCCCCCGAUUGCUUUUAUUUAGUUUUAAAAGCUGGGAGUGUCAGUGAUUCAGGAGGAAGGAAAGGUGGGGGGGGCUGAAGAAGCAGGGAUAAAUAUUGGUUGUCAGGAUGUGUCAAAACGUCUGUGUGAUAUGUUUUUUCAGUUCAAGCAAAAGGUGGGCCGUUUACUCUCUUUAAUUCUUCUAGGUUGUGACUACACUGUGAAGAGGUUCAUUAGUUUUAUUAUUAUUAUUAUUAUUAUUAUUUUUUUGUUGAUGGCUUUUUAUGGACACAUAGUUGGAUAGCUGGUUGUGGAUGUGUGUGUGCGUACACAUAGCGAUGAUAUGAAAUGUCAGCCACACAUGGGCGGAGUGGGGGUUAAACGGAUUAUUUUAAAGUCAAGAGACAAGUUGUAGUUUUGUGUUCAAAUUCGUUUUUUUUUUUUUUUUUUUACACACACGUAUGCAGUUAAAAGCAACAGUUUUCAUGCUUUAAUUUGGGAUAUAAUUGGUCUAAUUAUGGUGAUUAGUUUGGAAGAGUAUCCGAUCCAGUUUUCUCUGACAGAACUUCAAAAUACACAGAGACAAAGAAACGAAAGACAAGCAUUGAAAUCCUUAUAUUUUAGUGUCUGUAGGUUUGAGGGAGAUGGAGAUGAAGAUGUAUUAAGACAAUUAACCUGCAACAUUUUCUGAUAGUGUUAACAAUGUUUGUUAGAAUAAAAAAAAAAAAAUGUUAAAUGGACUGAAUGGACAUUUUCAGCUGCAUUCUCAGGUAUGAGCAUAAUGAGUUACAAUAUUAAAUUAAAUCGAUCAUUAGAUAUGUUACAAAUUUACGUCACAUAGCAGUUCCUCUCACUUUUUAAAAUACAUUAGUUAGAUAUUAAGGUCGGGAAGAGUGAGCCAUUUCCAAUGUUUUUUUUGUUUGUUUUUUUUGUUUUGUUUUUUAAAUCUUGGUUUUCAGUUUUCUGUAUACAGAAAGAAUAAUAAAAAAAAAUGAUUUAUUGAGAAGUUUUAUGUUGAAAGGUCAGAGAUGUUUACCUGGACUACUACUACUAAAAAGAAAGAAAGAAAAGGGGUAAUUUUGGUAACGAUUCAAAAACAAGAUGACGGCUCCUGCUCCUGGUAAGAUGAGUGUUUGUUUUUUUUUAAAUAAAGGAAGAUAAUAGUAGCUUACCUGCUGAUGCAACAGGUGUGAAAUGCUGCUGCAAAUCCUUUCCAGUUAACUCGUGACUGGUGUCUCCUGUCUGUCUGGAACCACAGCUUAAGCGAUGUUCAUUAAAAACCAAAUGUAUGGUCGUUACUGGAGUCAGAUGAGGGAAAAAAUAGUUUGAAUUGUGUUCAACUCUUUCAUCUGGGUUUGUUUCAAAAAUAAUUCGAUAUCCGUAUGGCUUGCUGUGUACCGGAAAGGAUUGCAGUAACAUUUUAACCCAGAUGUGCUUCACUGUAGAUACUAUUUAGAUAUUUUCAUACCUAUUUGCUGUGUGGUGUGUGUUUCUCUCUGUAGAAUCAUACUGUACUACCAGGACUCUACCAGUAGGGGGUAGUGUUUUUUUCUGUAAUGAAAGUGAUUCAGUGGAAGCCAAUAAACUGGAACCAUUUGAACAAA